Molecule: messenger RNA, 4079 nt
Organism: Rhododendron vialii
Lineage: Eukaryota; Viridiplantae; Streptophyta; Magnoliopsida; Ericales; Ericaceae
Product: leucine-rich repeat receptor protein kinase HPCA1
Exons: 19
Coding region: 919-3807 (962 amino acids)
Biological process (GO): protein phosphorylation
Molecular function (GO): ATP binding; protein kinase activity; protein binding
Source: RefSeq, a predicted model, not a curated record
ACUUCCGGUGGUUGAAUCUUCCAGAGCUCAGCAAACUAAAAUGACAUUUCCUUGUAUUAGAAAAAUGAAAGUGUUAUUCGUUAAUAGAUACCAAGAUUCUCCAAUACACCAAGUUCGGCACUUCCAUAAUUUAGCAAGAGGAUUGACAUGUCAAAUUUUGGCUUUUGCAGAUCGAUCGUUUACCGUUGAAAUUAAUCAAAGAUUGUGAAUUCACAGAAAUCACUUGACUCUGCAAGAUCGACGAUAUUUUACCUUUUGAAAAAGCUUGUUCACUACAGAUGAAUGUACCCGGAUUCACUAGUAAAAUCUAAAUGUGUUGCGUAACCGUGUGCCUUCUCUGUGGAGAACGGCAAUAGAUAAUUUUUCAUGUCUGUCUCUUGUUUGUGUCUUCGGUUUUCGCGGGGGAUAUAGUGCUUGGGCGGGCAGAGGAAAUGGUAGAACACUGGGUCAGUAGUUAGUUAGCUAAUUUGUGUAUUCAUAACCAGUAUGAUAUUACCGAAAUACCCUAUGGACAGUGAUGAUUAUACUAGCCAGUGGCAGUGGGCGUGUGGGGCAGAGCUUGAUUAGCUUCAAAGACAAGGCUAAAUCAAUGAGCAAAAGACUCCCACUUUUUUGCUUUAGUUGAUAGAGUAUGUUAUUUUUCCAGGGUGGUAAUUAUUAUGCCAUCAUUCUUAACCCACUAGAGUAAAACCGGUAGUUAAGUCAAGUCAAGUCAGGCAUAUUAACGGACACAAGCUACACCACACACCAGACCUGAGGAAAUUCCUAUUUUGUUACCACCUGAGAAUUUCUCAUAAGCAACAAGUUAUAAUUUUGUUGGGACUUGGCAAGGGAGACGAGAGUGCUGGGUGGUGCAAAGGGAAGUGCUGAGAAAAAGAAGUCAUCUUCUGAAAAGGGAAGGGAGGUAAGACAUUGGCCAUGGCAGCCGUAUGCCGGUUGCUGUGCUUUCUGGUAUGCUGCUGUGUUGUCUCCUCUGUCACGGAUCCUCGCGAUGCUGCUGCUCUCAGAUCUUUAAAUGACCAGUGGCGAAACACUCCACCAAGCUGGAAAAAGUCUGGCGAUCCUUGUGGUGCACCCUGGGAAGGAGUCACCUGCAACAACUCGAGGGUGUCUGCAUUGGGAUUAUCAACUAUGGGACUCAUUGGUAAACUAAGCGGUGAUAUUGGGGGACUUACUGAACUGAGAUCCUUGGACUUGUCAUUCAACAAAGGCCUCACAGGCUCUCUCUCUUCCAGUUUAGGUGAUUUGCAAAAGCUGAACAUAUUAAUUCUCGCGGGAUGUGGAUUUAGUGGCAAUAUCCCGGAUGAAUUGGGCAGUCUUACAGAACUUUCCUUUUUGGCUUUAAAUUCGAACAAUUUCACUGGAAAAAUACCUGCUUCUUUGGGGAAUCUCUCUAAGCUAUAUUGGCUAGACCUGGCAGACAACCAAUUGAUAGGAUCCCUUCCUAUUUCAACAUCCACCACCCCAGGCUUGGAUCUACUGAAAAAAGCAAAGCACUUCCAUUUCAACAAGAACCACCUUUCAGGCCCAAUUCCAGCCAAACUUUUCAGCUCGGAUAUGAUACUGAUACACGUGCUGUUUGACGGAAAUCGAAUCAGAGGGACUAUUCCGGACACAUUAGGACUUGUUCAGACUCUUGAGGUUCUUCGGCUAGACAGAAAUGACUUGACAGGAGUCGUGCCAUCUAACCUCAACAACCUCACAAAUAUAGUUGAACUAAAUUUGGGACACAAUAACCUGUCCGGCCCAUUCCCAAACUUGACCAGAAUGGACUCUCUUAAUUACGUGGACUUGAGCAACAACUCCUUUCAAAGCUCAGAAGCUCCAACUUGGUUCUCAACAUUACAGUCGCUUACCACCCUGGUCAUAGAAUAUGGUUCCCUUCAAGGACCACUGCCACAAACUCUUUUCAGUUUGCCUGAGAUACAACAAGUGAAACUUAGGAACAAUGCAUUCAAUAACACAUUGAUAAUGGGUAAUAGCAUCGGCCAGCAAUUGCAGCUAGUUGAUUUGCAGAACAAUCAGAUAUCCACAAUAACACUGGGUUCUGGAUUUACAAACACACUUAUACUUAUUGGAAACCCUGUGUGCACCUCUGCUCUAGCGAAUACAGAAUACUGUCAGCUUGAACAACAAACUGCAAGGCCUUAUUCUACUAGCCUGGCUAACUGUGGGACAACAUCGUGUUCACCCGACCAGAAGCUCAACCCUCAGAGCUGCGACUGUGCAUAUCCUUAUGGAGGGACACUGUAUUUUCGAGGACCCUUGUUCAGGGAGUUGUCAAAUGCUAACAUUUUCCACUCUUUGGAAAUGAGUAUGUGGAUGAAAUUAGGCCUCACUCCCGGUUCAGUUUCGUUGCAGAACCCCUUCUUCAAUUUGGAUGACUAUCUUCAGGUGCAGUUGGAACUGUUUCCAACCGGUGGAAAAUACUUUAAUAGGACGGAAAUUUUGAGGCUUGGAUUUGCUUUGAGUAAUCAAACUUACAAGCCUCCUUCGGAAUUUGGACCCUACUAUUUUAUCGCAGCUCCUUACUUUUUCCCAGAUGAACAUGGGGGGACUUCUAUUAGCUCAAGCAUGAUUAUUGGGAUAGCAAUCGGGUGUGGUGUUUUGGUCCUGGUGCUUGUCGGACUAGGGGCAUAUGCUGUUAGGCAAAAGAAACGUGCUGAAAAAGCUAUUGGAUUGAGCAAACCAUUCGCCUCAUGGGCUCCAAGUGGUAAAGACAGUGGUGGUGCCCCACAACUAAAGGGAGCAAGAUGGUUCUCUUAUGAUGAACUGAAGAAGUGCACCAAUAAUUUCUCUCAAAACAAUGAAAUUGGAUAUGGAGGUUAUGGAAAGGUAUAUAAAGGGUUGCUCUCUGGAGGGCAGUUACUCGCAAUCAAAAGAGCACAACGAGGUUCUACGCAGGGUGGGCUUGAGUUCAAGACAGAAAUUGAAUUGCUUUCAAGAGUUCACCACAAAAACCUUGUCGGCCUUGUUGGGUUCUGUUUCGAACAGGGAGAACAGAUGUUGGUGUACGAGUUCAUGCCCAAUGGGACACUUAAGGAGAGCUUGUCAGGGAAAUCAGGCAUUCAUCUAGAUUGGAAAAGGAGACUUCGCAUUGCUCUUGGUUCCGCUAGAGGAUUAGCUUAUCUUCAUGACCUUGCAGAUCCUCCAAUAAUUCAUAGAGAUGUCAAAUCCACCAAUAUUCUGUUGGAUGAAAAUCUAACAGCAAAAGUUGCAGAUUUUGGAUUGUCUAAACUAGUUUCAGACAGUUCAAAAGGACAUGUUUCAACUCAAGUUAAAGGCACAUUGGGUUACCUUGAUCCUGAAUACUACAUGACUCAACAAUUGACUGAGAAAAGCGAUGUUUACAGCUUUGGUGUGGUGAUGCUUGAGCUAGUAACUGCUAGGCAACCAAUAGAGAAGGGAAAGUACAUAGUACGGGAGGUAAGAUUGGCGAUGAAUAAGAGCAACGAAGAGGACUAUGGCUUGAGGGAGUUGAUGGACCCAACAAUUAGAGAUGUCUUGAGUCUCACAGGGUUUGCGAGGUUUGUGGAUUUGGCAAUGCAGUGUGUGGAAGAAUCAGCCGCCGAUCGUCCAACUAUGAGUGAAGUGGUGAAGACACUUGAAACCAUUUUACAGAAUGAUGGGCUGACUACAAACUCAACUUCCGCAUCCUCUUCUGCCACGGAGUUUGGAUCGAUGAAAAGUGUUCCUCCUAGACACCCUUACAAUGACGCUUUGCCUAAAAAGGAUGUCAGUGAUAGCGCUGAUGCCUUUGAAUACAGUGGUGGAUACACAGUUUCAGCAAAAGUCGAACCUAAGUAGGUAGCGGAGGUCCUUCUACUCUAGUCGUCUGCUACAAUUGUUUUAUCCAUAUCUUGGACAACAAUUGUUCCAAAAGAAGAAUAUUGGCGCACGUACAAUUCGACAGUACUAUGCACGAAACUGCUAUGCCUUGAAUGCAUGAAUUUACGUACUUUACUCCCACAAAUGUGUACUUUUAAGUAUCGUGCAGUAUGUGUAAGUUCUAUUUCUUUUGUAUUGCGGAGUAUGUGCUUUUUUUUGCUCUUGAUAGAUGAUUGUCUACCAUUACAAAA